Molecule: messenger RNA, 537 nt
Organism: Ustilago hordei
Lineage: Eukaryota; Fungi; Basidiomycota; Ustilaginomycetes; Ustilaginales; Ustilaginaceae
Exons: 2
Coding region: 1-537 (178 amino acids)
Biological process (GO): DNA replication-dependent chromatin assembly
Cellular component (GO): nucleus
Molecular function (GO): histone binding
Source: RefSeq, a predicted model, not a curated record
AUGUCAAUCGUCCACCUGAACAGCGUCAAAAUCCUCAACGCAGAGGCCAAGUUCGAAGACCCUUACAUCUUCAAAAUCACUUUCGAAUGCAUCUCACCGUUGCAAGAUGAUAUCGAGUGGAGAUUGGUCUAUGUUGGAUCUGCCGGAGAUGAGAAAUAUGAUCAAGAAUUGGAUAAUUGUAUGGUGGGGCCUGUUCCUGUUGGCAUUAACUCGUUCGAAUUUGAAGCAGCAGCCCCAUCCCCAUCCAAAAUCCCCCCUGAAGACCUUCUAGGCGUAACCGUUAUCCUUCUCACCGCCUCUUAUCGAGACCAAGAAUUCAUUCGAGUCGGAUACUACGUAAACAACGCCUACGAGACAGAAGAGUUAAGAGAAAAUCCUCCAGAGAAAGUAGACUUGACGCAGGUUAGAAGAGAAGUUCUCGUAAGCAAACCAAGAGUAACGAGGUUCAACAUCAAGUGGGAUGAUGCUGCUCCCGUUGCUGCCUCGACAUCAACAGGAUCUGCGGGGAUGGCGAAUGGGGAGGGUGUUACUGCAUGA